AUGGGAAAUCUUCUGCUUGUGGUACUCGCGCUUACCGCAGCACUUGUCCUACCGCUUCUCAAGAAAAUUAUCUUUCACAGCGGUGAAAGCGGCAAAAAGGGCAAUAAGAGGGAACAGGACGAAAGCAAGUACUAUCGCAAGGCCGAAUAUGUGUUAGUUGCGAUGAUCGAGAUAGCCAAUCUUAUCAACUUGAUUAUACUUAUCGCAUAG
This is a messenger RNA of Cylicocyclus nassatus, 210 nucleotides long. Lineage: Eukaryota; Metazoa; Nematoda; Chromadorea; Rhabditida; Strongylidae. The record is from the annotation of a GenBank genome assembly.